Naumovozyma castellii is the source of this 2022-nucleotide messenger RNA. It is a transcript of the gene GSH1, whose product is annotated as glutamate--cysteine ligase. The record is from RefSeq and is a predicted model, not a curated record. The coding region runs from base 1 to 2022 and encodes 673 amino acids. NCBI's taxonomy places the organism in Eukaryota, Fungi, Ascomycota, Saccharomycetes, Saccharomycetales, Saccharomycetaceae. The transcript has a single exon.
AUGGGUCUACUUGCCGCCGGAACACCGCUACCAUGGACCGAAUCUCGUAAAUACAACAACCAUAUCCGAAAACAAGGUAUAGAACAACUGCUGUACGUCUUCCAGGCCGCCGCCAAGAGAGAUAAUGAUCCUCUAUUAUGGGGCGAUGAAAUCGAAUAUAUGAUGCUCGAAGUGGACCAUAAUAACAAGAACGUCAUGCUUGAUGUCACUCACGAUUUCAUUCUGGAUAGGUUCGCUGAGGUCGAUUAUCCCCUUUGCGUGGCUAAUGAUGUCCUUUAUCAUCCGGAGUAUGGGAGAUUUAUGUUGGAGGCAACUCCGGCAAGUCCCUAUGACGGAUACGUCGAUGAGUAUGUCGAGUUUAAUAUGAAGAAGAGAAGAGAUUUGGCCAAGUUUAGAUUGAAUCAAUUCGCUGAAGAGGAAGGUUUGCUUUUACAAAGGAAAAAUUUGGUUCCCAUCAGUUUGACUACUUUCCCCAGAAUGGGGAGAUCAGAUUUCUUGAAUAUUGAAAAUCCUUGGGAUCAUAAGAAUUCAGCAUCAAGAUCUUUAUAUUUGCCCGAUGAAGUCAUUAACAGACAUGUAAGAUUCCCCACUUUGACCGCUAACAUUAGAAUCAGAAGAGGUGAAAAAGUUUGUAUGAACAUCCCCAUGUUUAAGGAUCAAUUCACUCCGGAGACAGAUGAUACUGUCUAUGAACGUGAUUGGUUUGUUCCAGAGGAUAAGGAAUCUCUCAAGGCUACUAAACCAGGUUUUAUUUAUUUGGAUGCGAUGGGGUUCGGGAUGGGGUCCUCUUGUUUACAAGUCACUUUCCAAGCUCCAAAUAUUAAUUUGGCACGUUAUGUGUAUGACAGUUUGGUUAAUUUCGCCCCCAUUAUGUUGGCUGCAUCUGCAGCAGCACCAGCUUUUAAAGGUUGGUUAGCUGACCAAGAUGUUCGUUGGAACGUCAUCUCAGGUGCUGUGGAUUGUCGUACUCCAUGGGAACGUAACACGGAACCAAUAUUACCCAAGUAUAAUAAAGAUGGAAUGGGUGGUCUUUCUGAAGAUGCUAAGAAAUCCGUGCAAAGAAUUCCUAAAUCAAGAUACAGUACGGUGGAUUUAUAUUUAGGUGGUAACGAAUUUUUCAAUAGAACUUUGAAUGAUACUGAUGUACCCAUUAAUGAAAAGGUAUUGAAAACAUUGUUGGAAAACGAUAAGGCUCCUCUUGAUUAUGAUUUAGCUAAGCAUUUCGCACAUUUAUACAUUAGAGACCCUAUAUCUGUCUUUGAGGAAAGUAUUGACCAGGAUAAUAAGACGUCCACGAAUCAUUUCGAAAAUUUGCAAAGUACAAAUUGGCAAACUUUACGUUUUAAACCUCCAACUCAAGAAGCUGUACCAAGUAAUAAGAGAGUUCCUGGUUGGAGAGUCGAGUUUAGACCCUUAGAAGUACAAUUGACCGAUUUCGAAAAUGCCGCAUACUCAACAAUGCUUUACUUAAUCGUGGAAUAUUUAUUAACGUUCCCUGAUAGAAUUAACGCAUAUAUACCAAUGUCACAAGUUUGGGAUAAUAUGCAUACUGCUCAUCAUACAGACGCUAUCUUAAAUGAACACUUUUACUGGAAGAAUUCUUUUGAAUCUUCAGAUUUUAACACUUCUAUGCAUUCCAUUAAUGAAAUUUUCCACAGUAUGGAAAAUGGUAUAUUCAAUAAAUUCAUUAAUCCAAUAUUAAGACACAAGGGAUUUGUUUCCAAGGAUUGGAAAGAACUAAAAAAUUCUUCCAAACACUUGAGAACUUAUUACUAUUUAAAAUUAAUCUCUGAUAGAACAUCGGGUAAGAUACCAUCCAUCGCCAAAUACAUCCGUAAUUUCAUAAUGAAUCACAAAGAUUAUAGACACGAUUCUAGAGUUUCUAAAUCCAUCAAUUACGAUUUGAUCAUGGCAUGUGAGAGAAUCACGAAUUUGGAUAACUCGAAUAAUGAUAUGACAGAUUUGUUUGGUGAUGAUAUCACAAACUAUCUCAUACACAGUAAACUUUCAUUCGAGAAAUAG